ACCGUACAGCAUUAUGUCGCAGAAAUGGAGCCAGACUUGUCGAAGGGUGUGCAUGCUGCAACGUGUAUCGAAUAGAACCACCAACUAUCGCAACAUAGCAACAAGCACACCAUGCAAAGCAAAGCGCUCACAAAGUCUCGCCGAAGCCGAUUCACGGCCCGUCAAGGAUGUUCGACAGAUGGAGUUUCAGUCUUACAACCUCAAUCCAUACCCGCGCUUAGCUACACCUCCUGCCACUGCUCCUAUGGCGAGUAUAUCCUCAAUAAAGCAGAAAUGGGAAACAACCCUUGAAAAGGCCCAAAAAGCUGACCAGACCGUGACCUUGACUGGUCGUAUCACUUCAAAGAGAGAGUCCAGUAAUAAGCUUGUUUUUUACGAUGUGACGUGUGAUAGCCAUGUCAUGCAAGUGGUUGUAUCCCGGUCAACGUACCAAGGAUCCCCAGAAGCAUUUGCACAGAUAAAUAAGACUCUCUGCCGCGGCGAUAUAAUAGCUGUUAGUGGUGUACCUGGCAAAACAAACCAUGGCCAAUUGAGUAUAUAUGCAACAGAAAGAUUGGACCUACUUUCCCCAUGCUUGCACGAUAUUCCCAAAACAAAGUUGAAUGAUGCAGGCAAGCGAUUUCGAAAUAGACAUGUAGACCUCUUGACCAACCCAGACGCAAUACAGACGUUACGAACUCGCGCUCAAAUUAUCAAAUUCAUACGACAAUUUUUAGACGCACGAGGAUUUCUUGAAGUCGAGACUCCGGUACUUGCGACUCUAGCAGGAGGAGCUAAUGCUAAACCGUUUGUCACCGUAGCCAAUGCGUUGGACAUGGAAAUGCAACUUCGAAUUGCUCCAGAACUUUACCUCAAGCAAUUGGUGAUUGGAGGCUUGGACCGAGUAUAUGAGAUUGGAAAGCAGUUUCGCAACGAAGGUAUCGAUGCUGAUCAUAACCCUGAAUUCACAACCUGCGAGUAUUAUCAAGCAUAUGGAAAUUUAGAAGGCUUGCUUACCGAUACAGAAACCAUGCUCCGAACCAUGGUAGAGGAUGUAUGUGGGACCCACCAAGUUAAGACGCGAGACGGCACAAUUAUAGACUUUAGCAAGCCGUUCCGUAGAAUCAAUGUACUUGAAGAACUGGAACAAAAGACAAAGCAACCGUUACCAAACUUGGAAGAUGCAGACGCAGUGACCAAUCUGCUGAGUAUAUGCCGUGAACAAAAUAUUCACGUACCGCAACCGCAUACCGUUUCCCGCAUUCUUGAUAAACUCAUAUCGGGACUCAUUGAACCUGAAUGCAUCCAUCCAACCUUUUUGCUGGGCCACCCUCUUGUCAUGAGUCCACUUGCCAAAGAUGCUGUCGACGAACACGGUAGAAGCAUUGCCGCCAGAUUCGAACUGUUUGUUGGUACUCGGGAGCUUAUUAAUGCCUACGAGGAAUUGAACGAUCCCGAUGAACAGCGAAAACGAUUUCUCAGACAACAACAGGACCGAAUAGAUGGCGAUGGUGAGGCUCAAAUGGCCGACCAUCGGUUUUGCGAUGCCCUCGAGUACGGACUUCCGCCAACUGCAGGAUGGGGAAUGGGCGUAGAUCGUGUUGUUCAAUUGCUAACUGAGAAUAAUCAUAUUCGUGAGGUGCUUGCCUUUCCCGUUGUUCGUAACGAGUAAUCAAAACUCCUCCAUGUAAUUUUACAGUCUUCCCUAUAAUAUUAUUCCUUUCCAUCACCCUCCAAUUAAAAAGCGACACCAAAGUUUUUUCUUCAUCGAUGUGCUACUAACAAGGGUCCACCUAAACCCUUUCCGUGCUGUGCGCAUGAGAGUAUAUAAUGUAUUGCUCUGUAAUUAAAUUGCCAUUUUCUAUGUGUUACUUUGAUGAAAGUAUUAAAUAAAACAGCGUUGGGU
Messenger RNA from Umbelopsis ramanniana AG, 1885 nucleotides. RefSeq lists its product as uncharacterized. NCBI's taxonomy places the organism in Eukaryota, Fungi, Mucoromycota, Umbelopsidomycetes, Umbelopsidales, Umbelopsidaceae. Gene Ontology annotation, cellular component: cytoplasm; cytosol. Gene Ontology annotation, biological process: lysyl-tRNA aminoacylation. The record is from RefSeq and is a predicted model, not a curated record. Gene Ontology annotation, molecular function: tRNA binding; lysine-tRNA ligase activity; ATP binding. The transcript has 8 exons. Bases 14 to 1651 code for a protein of 545 amino acids.